AUGGCGGGACUGUCGCCAGUUGAUCCUGUCACCAUGGAGCACUCCUCCACCUCCAUGGUCAACAUUUCCCUUGUGGACGAUUACGAGGUGGAGGACCAGCAUUCCCUGCUGCCUCCCCCAAGGACACUUUCCCCUCGCCGGGCUUGCCCCCCGCAGUGCGGGAUGCGCCCGGCCGUCCGUAGAUGUGCGGAUCACACGGUGUGGCUGGACCGCACUCAGGCCAUGGCCACUAUGCCUUUGUACAAUGGCCACCUGUGCACCCGAGCCUCGCCUUGCUCGCCCAGGAGAGCCGAAAAAGUCAAAUGCAAGGAGAAAAAACGGCAAGUUUGUACAAAGAAGGAGCGGAAAGGAAAGAAUUCGUCGGCUUCCAGGCUCCAGGAGAAGAGCUGCGCUUUUAAUGACGUUGCCCCUUGCGGGUCACCUUUCAAAAGCUCCAGGAGGCCUACGGUUCAGAGUGUCCAUAGACCAGCUCACUUCCCCUUAGAGACCAGGCAGAGCCUGCCGGAAAUCAUUGUCACAAGCAGGGACGACGAGCCGCCCGAGGCCGGCAAAGGGAUUCCACGACCAACUCGGGAAAGGGACCUCCUCCCGGGGUCGGCAGGUCACUCCAGUCCCAAGCACAAGACGGAGGCCAAGGACGAUCACUACUGGAAGACGCACGGUAUCGGGUGGCGGCUGCUGCGCAGGAGGGCGCUCUUUGUGCGGAGGCAGAGGCUGAACGACUGUGCUCUCGCCGUGGGGAUUUUUGGCGUAGUCAUGAUGGUCAUGGAAACGGAACUCUCCUGGAGCGUCUACAGCAAGAGCUCCAUCUACUCCCUCACACUAAAAUCCAUCAUCAGCGUUUCCACCAUCCUCCUGCUGGGCCUCAUCGUAGCGUACCACUGCUGCGAGGUGCAGCUUUACGUCCACGACAGCAGCGCGGAAGACUGGCGCAUCGCCAUGACGACGGACCGCCUGGCCCUGAUCACCCUAGAGCUGGCGGUGGCUGCCAUCCAUCCGUACCCAGUGGGCCUGCAGGCCUACUUUGAGCGGCAGGUGGUGACCACGGCAGCGCUGUCAGAGACAGAGUUGGAGAUCGUGCUGGCGCUACCUAUGUUCCUUAGGCUCUACCUGCUGUGUCGCGCCAUGAUGCUGCAUAGCAGGCUCUUCACUGACACGGCGUCACGCAGUAUCGGGGCUCUGAAUAAGAUUCACUUUAAUGCCCGUUUUGUGGGCAAGACGCUGAUGACCACCUAUCCGGGGACGGUGUUGAUGAUUUUCAGUGUAUCCCUCUGGAUCGUGGCGGCGUGGGGGCUGCACGUGUGCGAGAGACAUCACAACUACAGGGACCUUAGCAGCAACUAUAUGGAAGCCCUGUGGAUGGUGUCGGUGACAUUCCUCUCAAUCGGCUACGGGGAUGUAGUGCCCCACACCUAUUGCGGACGCAGCAUAUGCCUCCUCACAGGGAUCAUGGGAGCUGGCUGCACUGUCCUAGUGGUGGCAGUGGUGGCCAGGAAGCUGGAGCUGACACGAGCUGAGAAGCACGUACACAACUUCAUGCUUGACUCACACAUUUCCAAAAGGAUGAAGAUCGCAGCCGCAAACGUGCUGAGGGAGACUUGGUUCAUCUACAAGCACACUAAGCUGUCCAGGGAGAAGGAUCACACCAUGGUUCGCAUGCAUCAGCGUAAACUGCUGCUUGCAAUCCACCAGCUUCGGCGCGUCAAGAUGGACAAGAGGAUCUUAGCCGACCAAGGUAGCACGCUGGUGGACCUCUGCAAGCUUCAAACCACACUGAGCGACGUGCUGUUGGAAGUGCAGGGAUGCCGGGCCGAGCUAGACACGCACGUCCACGACCUGGAAAAGCACGUGGAGGAGCUCCGCGAGGGGUUUCGCGGCCUCAUGCCGCUGCUGACAAACACUUUGUCCACGCAGAACUCCUCCAUACGCCACCUGCUGCGCGAGAGGGAAAAGAAAGGCGAUGCUGCUGGAGGGAGUUCGGACAGGUAG
Messenger RNA from Nerophis lumbriciformis (worm pipefish), 1989 nucleotides. NCBI's taxonomy places the organism in Eukaryota, Metazoa, Chordata, Actinopteri, Syngnathiformes, Syngnathidae. The record is from RefSeq and is a predicted model, not a curated record.